AUGACCCCCACUCCCCGAACCCUCAUCGUGUUCGGCGCCGGCCCAGGCAUUGGCGACCACAUCGCCGCGCAAUUCGCCCUCUCCACACCUAUAUCGCACAUUGUCCUUCUCGCACGUAACACCACUCGCCUCAGCACCUCCGACGCACCCUUCGUCUCUUCUCACAACGCCUCCAUCAAAGUAUCAACCCUCGCCAUCGACCUCUCCGACCUUUCCUCUAUACCCGGCGUGCUAGAAAAGUUGGAUUCCAUGACCACAGGAGAAGAUGUAGAAGUGAUACUAUUCAACGCAGCAAGGAUCCGAGCAGCAUCGCCUUUGGAUUUCGACGUUGGGGAGAUUGAAGAGGAUCUUCGGACAACCACACUAUCCCUCUACCUUAUAUCUCAACACUACGUCCCCCGCCUCCAGUCUCUCGCCUCCUCCAAGCCUUCUUAUAAACCUGCAUUACUAGUAACAAACUCCCAUCUUCCCUGGAACCCCGUCCCCCAGCUGCUCUCUCUCAGCGUCGUCAAAGCAGCGCAGAAGAGCAUGGUGGAUAGCUUGUCCCGCGCAUUCAGCAGCAGCGGUGUUCAUGUGGGCUUGCUACAUGUUGAAGGUGUUGUUGCACCUGAGAACAAGGUGUUGAAUCCAAAGACAAUUGCAGAGAGGGCGGUGAAGUUUUGGGAGGAAGGUGUAGCGGGUGGUGUGGGGAUUAGGAUCAGAGAGUAAAGUGUAGCGGGCGGUGACAUCUUGAAGUCAGAAAAAGCUUGGCAGAAUUUUCUUCGGAUCAGGUAGUUGAUGGUUCUUCAGUUUGGUACGUCAAGGGUGGGUACUGAAGAUUCGAAUUAGGGAGUCAAGUAUAGCGGGGGAUGUGGGGAUUUAGAUGGGAAUCAUGGGUUAUUAGCAAAGUGUAGCAGGUGGUGUGAGAAUCGCGAUGGGAAUUAGUGAA
Molecule: messenger RNA, 928 nt
Organism: Pyrenophora tritici-repentis Pt-1C-BFP
Lineage: Eukaryota; Fungi; Ascomycota; Dothideomycetes; Pleosporales; Pleosporaceae
Product: DltE, Short-chain dehydrogenase
Source: RefSeq, a predicted model, not a curated record